AUGAGCAAUGCGACUCCUGUGACAUUUAAUGCUAAGGGAAGGAAAUCUACCCGAAGCACACAGGGUGAGAACGAGAAUACUACCAAGGUCCCUGGAUAUUCAACCCCUAGGCGACUGCAGAGAUCUAUGACACAUUCAGGAGUGACUGAUACAGCUGUCCCAUUUAAGGCACAAUUGCACUCGCCUCCUUUGACAGGGUCUUCUCCAAACGUGAACACGUACAGCAGCAGGUCAACACCUGCAGCAACGGGACUACUUGGAUUCUACCAAGAUGCAAAAACAAUGUUUAGGCGUACAACUGAGCCACAUAGACUUAUUGGACGCGUUGCUGAGCGAGAGAUGAUCCAAACAUUCUGUAAGGAUCAUAUUCUGACAGCCAAGGCUGGGUCACUGUAUAUUUCAGGCCAACCUGGCACGGGAAAGACUGCACUGUUGAAAGAGAUUAUGCGGGAUAUGGAGCCUGAGAUGAAGGCUGCAGAGCACAGGAUUAAAACUGUGAUGGUUAACUGCAUGACGAUCAAAGAUCCGAAACUCGUUUAUAUGAAGCUAUUGCAGGAAUUAGGUUUGACUGUAGACAAGUCGAAAGACAAAGAAAAGGAUAUAACAGUCAAGGCGCUUGAAUCCCUUUUUCUUUCUUCCAAUGAUGCUAAAAAGAAUAAGCCCAUGUAUGUUGUCAUCCUGGACGAGAUUGAUCAACUGUUGACAAAGGAUCAGGAAGUACUCUAUAAACUCUUUGAAUGGUCUUCAAUGGAAGGCUCUAGAUUGACGCUGUUCGGCAUUGCUAACGCGCUCGAUAUGACAGAUCGAUUCCUGCCUCGACUCAAAGCCCGAAACUGUGAACCACAGCUGCUAAACUUCAAUCCAUAUCAAGUGGCAGAAAUCCGUGCUAUCAUCAUGGACCGUUUGUUCUCUCUGGAGGGAAAAGAUGCCGAUAGAGAUGAGAAGGAUGAGAAAGAGACAGCCACAAAGGUUCGUGUCGCACCAUUAAUGCAAAGGCCUGCCAUUGAACUCUGUGCGCGUAAGGUAGCAGCUGCGACAGGUGAUUUGAGAAAAGCGCUUGAUAUUUGCCGGCAAACAAUCGAGAUGGUAGAGAUAGAGGCCAAGAAGAAGGAACGUAUUGAAAAGCUGCAGCUAAAGCGCGGAGGCUCGCCUUUGUCAGAGAUCCGUUUGGCCAAUCUGGAAAACCAAGUUGCAGGAGGUGCGCUUGAUGCAGAUCACCUUACUAUCUCUCGUCGUCAAACGGGUUCAUUUGUGGACUCUAUGUCUGCAGGGUCAGGCGUCACAAUCCCUACUAUGACGACACCAAUGACGUCACCCAUGAGUUUACAAGACGCACCCAAGGUGACAGUGGAGCAUGUCAAAAGAGCUUUGGCGUCAGCGUUUGGAUCACCUGUAGUUCAGAAAAUGAAGGCGCUGAACGUUCAUCAAAAAAUUGUCCUAUCAGUAAUGGUGAUGAAGAUUCAAAGCGGCAAGGCAGCGGACUGUGAAGUUGGCAAGGUGUUUGAUCAUUAUACUGCGACAUGUCGAUCGAGUAAUAAGGUCAGCGCAGUCAAUCGGGGUGAGUACCAGGAUCUGAUCAAUAUGCUCGAGGCCAACGGUCUGAUCACACUAAGCAAGGCCAAAGAGGAGCGGCUACGCAAGAUUGGGUUGGUGCCUCGAGAAAGCGAAGUUCUGGAUGCAGUCAAGGGUCAGGACAUUUUGGACACUAUCCUAGCAAAAUCUGGCCUUAAGCUAGGCGAAUCGACAGAUGUGUAG
This is a messenger RNA of Lobosporangium transversale, 1755 nucleotides long. RefSeq names its product P-loop containing nucleoside triphosphate hydrolase protein. The coding region runs from base 1 to 1755 and encodes 584 amino acids. Gene Ontology annotation, molecular function: DNA replication origin binding; ATP hydrolysis activity; ATP binding. Gene Ontology annotation, biological process: cell division; DNA replication initiation; mitotic DNA replication checkpoint signaling. The record is from RefSeq and is a predicted model, not a curated record. The transcript has 2 exons. Gene Ontology annotation, cellular component: nucleus. NCBI's taxonomy places the organism in Eukaryota, Fungi, Mortierellomycota, Mortierellomycetes, Mortierellales, Mortierellaceae.